This is a messenger RNA of Pongo pygmaeus (Bornean orangutan), 2881 nucleotides long. RefSeq names its product zinc finger and SCAN domain containing 26 (gene ZSCAN26). The record is from RefSeq and is a predicted model, not a curated record. Gene Ontology annotation, biological process: regulation of transcription by RNA polymerase II. Gene Ontology annotation, molecular function: RNA polymerase II cis-regulatory region sequence-specific DNA binding; DNA-binding transcription factor activity, RNA polymerase II-specific. Lineage: Eukaryota; Metazoa; Chordata; Mammalia; Primates; Hominidae. The transcript has 4 exons. Bases 519 to 1958 code for a protein of 479 amino acids.
UCCAUUGUUUAGUUUAAUUUUCGAAAUACUUUGACAAUUAUUUUUGCCAUUAUGUUUGAUGAAUUUUUAAAUUGGGAAAAAUGGCGAAGUAUGUGUGUUUUAUUUAUGUGAGCAAAGUGAAAAUGUUGGCUGUUUGUGAUAACACUCAACGGAGCUGGCCUGUUUUUACAUGAAUAAAAUAAACAUCCGCUUUAAAAUGAGAAAAAAACAAAAACAAAAACAAAAAACCAACAAUCUCAGCUCACAACGAAAUGACCCUCCCAGCCAUCCUCAGCAGGCGGUACCCAUGUUAGUCUCCUUCUGCGGUGCCUAAGCGGCAGCACCAUCGAGCCACGGUCCUCCAGCGUUCCUAGAGCGGAAAAGAAAGCGCUCCGAAGAGCUAGAGCUGACACUCAGCGAUGAGCUAAGACGGUGUUUCAGAGCGUUUGGCUCCUCUGAGGCCCCUUGGCCAGGAGUGUCUCUGAAGAUACAGUCCAAAGAAAGUUCUCCAAAACAAGGAGAGCAGUCUGAAGCUGGGGAUGGCGACAGCAUUGGUGAGUGCCCAUUCCUUGGCUCCCCUGAAUCUGAAGAAGGAGGGGCUUCGGAUAGUGAGGGAGGAUCACUACUCUACUUGGGAACAGGGAUUCAAGCUGCAAGGAAACAGUAAAGGCCUUGGACAGGAGCCAUUGUGCAAACAAUUCAGGCAGUUGCGUUAUGAAGAGACCACAGGACCUCGAGAAGCACUAAGUCGGCUCCGGGAGCUCUGUCAACAGUGGCUACAGCCCGAGACCCAUACCAAGGAGCAGAUCCUGGAGCUGCUGGUGUUGGAGCAGUUUCUGAUCAUCCUGCCUAAGGAGCUCCAGGCCCGGGUGCAGGAGCAUCACCCAGAGAGUGGGGAGGACGUGGUUGUUGUUCUGGAGGAUUUGCAGCUGGAUCUUGGAGAAACAGGACAACAGGUGGACCCAGACCAGGCAAAGAAACAAAAAAUGCUUGUGGAGGAGAUGGCCCUUCUGAGAGGAGUACAGGAACAGCAGGUUCGGCCUGAGUGUGAAGUUACAAAGCCUGAGAAAGAGAAGGGUGAGGAGACAAGGAUUGAGAAUGGGAAGCUUGUUGUAGUAACAGACUCUUGUGGAAGAGAAGAGUCAUCUGGGAAAAUAUCUGAACCCAUGGAGGCUCAUAAUGAGGGCUCUAACUUGGAAAGGCAGCAGGCCAAGCCCAAAGAGAAGACUGAGUAUAAAUGCUUAGAACGUGGGCGGGGAUUCAUCCAGCACUCGGACCUGAUUGAACAUGCGAGUACACACACGGGAAAGAAACUCUGCGAGUCUGAUGUGUGUCAGAGUUCUAGUCUUACAGGACAUAAGAAAGUCCUCUCUAGAGAGAAAGGUCAUCAGUGUCAUGAGUGUGGGAAAGCCUUUCAGAGGAGUUCACACCUCGUCAGACAUCAGAAAAUCCAUCUUGGUGAGAAGCCUUAUCAGUGCAAUGAGUGUGGCAAAGUCUUUAGCCAGAAUGCAGGCCUUUUGGAACAUCUCAGAAUUCAUACUGGAGAGAAACCUUAUCUAUGUAUCCAUUGUGGAAAAAAUUUUAGGCGCAGCUCUCACCUUAAUCGACACCAGAGAAUUCACAGUCAGGAGGAGCCCUGUGAGUGCAAGGAGUGUGGAAAAACCUUUAGUCAGGCCUUACUCCUCACCCACCAUCAGAGAAUCCAUAGUCACUCCAAAAGCCAUCAAUGUAAUGAGUGUGGAAAAGCUUUCAGUUUGACCUCAGACCUUAUUCGACACCACAGAAUUCAUACUGGAGAAAAACCUUUCAAGUGUAACAUAUGCCAGAAAGCCUUCCGACUAAACUCACACCUUGCUCAGCAUGUAAGAAUCCACAAUGAAGAAAAACCCUAUCAGUGUAGUGAAUGUGGAGAAGCCUUCAGGCAAAGGUCAGGUCUUUUUCAACAUCAGAGAUAUCACCACAAAGACAAACUGGCUUGAUAAGGUGUUCUCUCCUUGUAGAACAUCAGAGAAGGCACAUUGACUAGCAAACAGCACUUUAGGAAAAGUCACCGUAGCCCACUGUGGCAUCAGAAAAUUCUUGGGGGCUGAGUUGGAGGCUCCCUGCGUCUAUUCCCUCUCCUUUGCUUUCCUUGAAGACAGCUUUGGACCACAAUAAUUUCACUCUAGAUGAUAUGCUAGGAUCAAAGUUAAACAGCAUUCUUCACUGCAGGACAUCUCAGAGCAUUUAACAUAACUGCGUGAUUAUAUACUCUAAGCAAUAGAGAGCUUCAUGACUGAGUAAGGGUUUUGAAGUUAGCAGUGAAUCAAGUGCCCACAGAUUUGCAGGCUUAAGCAGAACAAGGGAAGAUUGAUAUUUUUGUAUAUGCUAUAGCAACUUACUCCUAUGAAAUAAAAUUGAUGAUGUUUGGAAGUAUAUUACUCUCAAAGGUGUCUUAAAGUACAGGUUAAUGGUGAACAUUUUCCCCCAGUGGCUUCACCUCAUUCCUCCCACUGGCCUUACCCCUUCCUUCCCCAGUGGAAGCAUUUUCAAAAGCAAAGAUAAUUUUUGCUGGUGAACUUUAGAACUUGCCUUCAGGUUUAGCUUCAUGUAAUUUUACCAUUUCCCAUCCCCAUUCCCCACCACAUUGUGUCAAGAUUCAAGUUAUAAAUCAAUGUUUUACUUAGACUUUGAAAGAGAUUUCAUGAGUAAUUUGAAUGAACCUUGCUGAAUUAAUCUGAAGAGCAACUGUCUGACUUGAUAACUCCAGUGCCAGUAUAGUGGUUGCUGCAUAGACACUAUUCAGUAAAUGUCUGCUGAAAGAAAUUGGACUUUUUCCCUUUAAUAUUGAUGAUGCAAUUUUGAAAUGUUGCUUGUCGUGGAAUACUUCGGAAGUUAAACAAUAAAGUCAGCUUGGAGAGGA